AUGUCUGCUCCCUCAUCAAUCAAUAUUGCCCGACCGGCUCUCCUCGAAAAAUCCAACAACAUCGCCCUCCCUCCCGCACCUCCUAGCACCACAGAGAAGCUCGGAAUAUCGCCCAUUGAUCCCAGUGUCGCUAUUAUGUCGCGACCUGCCGUCGCUGGUCAGAAACGCACAAUUGAUCAAGUCGACGCGGACCAUGGCAUGAGUCGCUCAGCCAAUGGCUCCUUCAGUCGGCCAGGGCGAGAGGGGAGAUUCCGUAUCUACGAAGAGCCUUCGCAAACAAAGGUGGACAACAAUGGAAAAGAGGUAUGUCUAGACUACGAACACAUCCCAAGACGAGACAACAAUGCUUACCCGUCAAUCGAGGCAUCCUCCCCGCAACAGUCAGCGGCGGUCGCCGAGACCCAUCAUGACGAACACAAACAAGAAUCUCCAGAGAAUAGUGCCAUGUCAUCACUUUUCAAUUUGAGCCAAGCUUCUGAGAACAACCUCCCCAGAACACGAGUCGCAAAGCCUCGAAAGAACAUAAACAAGUCAACCACAUUCGGGUCUGCAGUCCCGACAGAUCCAGAACAACGACAAUUAUUUAUUGAGCAAAAAGCGAACUUGCUUCGAGCCCGAAUACAAGCUGCUAUGAAAGUUAUGGACCGCAAACAAAAUCUCGAUUCUCGUCUCGCAGAAUUCGAGGCUCGUUACGAGGAGCAGAAAAGACAAUGGGGAGACACCAUCGAGCACAUUAACAAGAACGCGGAUGUUUCUUCGAUGUAUAAAAACACCCCCAAGCGAAAGGUUCCUAGACUCGACCCGUCGCCAUCACUCCUCGAGCGAGGCCAUGCAAUUACAAUGCCAUCUUCUCCCCCGGUGUCAAACACGAGCGGAAUUACCGAUAAUGAUGAGACUCCCAAACAGAGUAAUGCGACUUUCAGUCGUCAGCCAAGUGGGUUGCUCUCUCCGAUCCAACUACCAACUCCUGGUAACCGUUCUCACGGCACUCCGAUCGUCGACCAAAAUAUCAACUGCUCAGUCGAAAAAAUGAUGGCUACGGUUAAGCGAGGAGAAGCGGUGGAUGGUCUUUUGAAGUUGAUGGAAACUACUACGGAGUACGAUGGGCUGGACGAAUGGACUGGCUAG
Molecule: messenger RNA, 1128 nt
Organism: Uncinocarpus reesii 1704
Lineage: Eukaryota; Fungi; Ascomycota; Eurotiomycetes; Onygenales; Onygenaceae
Exons: 2
Coding region: 1-1128 (375 amino acids)
Source: RefSeq, a predicted model, not a curated record